UGUAAGUAAUUAAGGAAGAUGAUGUUUUUGACAAAUUAAGCAAUAUUGACGUCUGCUUCUUUCCAUUUUCUAGGUGAGAAAAUUGUACCGACUGUCCCAGAUGAUUUGAUGAUGUUUAAAAGAGCAGGAAUACUUUUAAGAUAGUGCGCUAUCUGCAAUUUGGGAAAUGUGUGACAGAUUGAGAGCUUAUGUCUAAACAGGAUACGCUUAAAGGAAAAGUAAUGUUGAUUAGAAGUUUAUUGGAAUGUACAUAAACAGUUGACAUCUUUACGUAGAAGGUUUCCAUAAUCAAAGAAUUCAGAAAUGCAUUAUGGGUAGGGAACUCUUUUACAAGAGCAUCCAGAAACAAUAAGCACAGAUAAAGGACUAAGGGGCCUGUAAGUAUGGCCCUGGAGUCUACAUGUCCAUUUACUGCUGCAGACGGUUCCCUGUCCAAGGGCCGGACCCUGUUUGUAGACAACAAUGAUACAAGGGAACCGUUCUCUUUUCCAUUCAACGCAAGUAAUACACUAGCAUCUGUAUACAACAGUACACCUUUAAACUCAGUAUUAUCUGUCAACCAUUCCACGCCAAAAGAUACGAAAAAGAUGGAGUUGAAAACACCGCUUUCUGAUUUUCAAGAGGACACAAACAGUGCUAAAAUUGUUAACAGAAUGUCAGAGAAUGGAGUUGAUAGUACAGAUAAAAAUGACAAACAAGACGGUAGUGAGACAUCCACACAUUCUGAACAUAACGAAAGUAGUGGUGUAAAUGAUAGUAUUAUUAAAUUCCCGGAUAUAAGUACAAAUGAUCAUUUGGAUGAAAUUGAAGAUGAAUUUUCUGAUAAUGAAGAUCUGGUUGAGUGUGGUAAUUGUGACAAUGAAUUUCAGACACUUCAAGAAUACAUGGACCAUACAUGUGCUGGCAGUAAAAGUAUUGAAGGUAUGGAAAGUACACGUAAUGAAAGUAAAGAACUAAGUGAUGUUGAAAGUUUUGACGGAAAGAUUGUUUACAAUCCAGAUGGUUCAGCUUACAUUAUAGAAGGUGAUUCUGACAGUGAGCUUGACUCUCUAAUUGAUAUACCUCAAAAAGAGGGCACUAUCAUUGAUAAGAAAGGUAAAAAUGGCAGUGAGCCCUCGGUCAAAGAAAUCCCUCAGAUUGACAAUGCAUUUUUUGUCCCAAGAAAUCCAAACUCUUUUUUGAGCAGUCCUUUUAUGCUGCCACAUAAAUCUCAAUCCACCCCCAUCAUGCAUAGCUACAGAGUUUAUGAUCUUAGAUCAGGAAAAAACAAAUCUGCACUCUCAGGUGAUAGUUCGGAGGAUCGUAUGAAUUCCAGUUCGCCAUCAUCAACUCCAGAAUCAUCUACCUCAGCUAAUUCUCUAACUUCACCAUCAUCUUCAUUGACAUUUAAUUUGAAAUCAUCGCAAAUUCCAUCAGUUCCUAUGAAACCAAUUCUCAUGUGCUUUAUAUGUAAACUUUCAUUUGGAUUUGCUAAGUCUUUCACUACUCAUGCCACAAAUGAACAUUCAAUGGAUCUGACAGAGGAGGAAAAUGAAAUCAUGUCUCGUAAAAAUUCAUCCGCCAUUAUUCAAGGUAUUGGAAAAGGGAAAGAUCCUCUCAUGUCAUUUUUAGAACCAAUCAAAUCAUCCAGUGUAGACGCGGGAACAAAAUCAUCAACUUCGGAACUGGCAGAAUCUAAAGUUGGAAAAGUGAGCUCUCUGAAAGAAACGACCAGUGUUAGUUACAUUUACACAAGGCCAAAACUCUCUGAUUCUUUUAAUGAAUCCAAUGCGCAGAUAUCUAAUCAAAAACAAAGUAAAGACUUGUCAAUAAAGGAUAUACGUAAUCAGUUAGGACAUUUUGAAAAGGACAGUGCUAGUACCGCAGUGUUAAAUGCUCUUUCUACAAAAACUUUAAAUUAUGAAAACAAAAGUGAUAGAAUUGAGUCUGAAAAUAAAAAGAUAAGAAUGGAUACUGAAGAUUCAAACUCCAAUUCUUCGAGUUUUCCGGUAAAUUCAGUCCAAAGGUAUAUACAAGAUGAUUUUUCUGCCCCAUCGCCAAAAUCAUUCUUGCCACCAUUUACUUCAUCUCAAAGACAGGGUUUUUAUGGUGUUUGUGAGGAACACCCUAAUGGACGGGCUGCUGGAGUUGAAUGUCCAAGUUGCGAUAUGAUUCUUAGCUCUUCUCAGUCGCUAGGUGGUCACAUGACAAUGAUGCAUUCACGUAACUCGUGCAAAACACUAAAAUGUCCCAAGUGUAACUGGCACUACAAAUAUCAGGAAACACUCGAAAUCCACAUGAAAGAAAAACAUCCAGAAGGUGACCAAAAAUGUAUGUACUGUUUAACAAAUCAGACUCACCCCCGACUUGCCCGAGGAGAGAGUUACUCGUGUGGUUACAAACCGUAUCGCUGCGAGGUUUGUAACUACUCAACUACCACAAAAGGCAAUCUCAGUAUUCACAUGCAGUCUGACAAGCAUUUGAACAAUGUCCAGGAUCUCGCUAACAGCGGAGGAGACUUGCAACAGUUUAACAAACACAAUAAUAGUAACCACGCUCCUCCCCCAUUACCUCAGUCUCACACACCCUCGCAUACGUCACAGGCUCAUGCUCCAAUAAAAACACCUCCCCAUCAACAGCUGAUGCAGCAGCAACAACAGCAGCAUCAACAACAGCAACAACAACAACAACAAAGUCAACAACAUCCAGGCACUUCACAUGAUAGCAUUAAGAAAGCAAAGCCUAAACCGACAUGGCGAUGUGACGUUUGCAAUUAUGAAACAAAUGUUGCACGAAAUCUACGCAUUCAUAUGACUAGUGAGAAACACACGCAUAAUAUGAUGGUACUACAGCAAAACAUGAAACAUAUGCAGAGAGAUAUGCAAAUUCAUCAGAUGAAUCAAUUAGUAAUGCUACAACAGGACCCAUCUUUCUUGGGUCUGACAGGUCCAAUUCCAGGCGGAAUAACGUUUCCUUAUGACGGUUCUUUAAUGAUGGGAGGUCUUCCCGCAGGGUUUGGAGGUGACGCACCAGUUGACCUUAGUAAGGAAAAUGGGAUAGGUCCAGGACAGCCAGGAUUUGGAAGUGACAGUCUGGAUGUAAAUAGACUGUUCCAGUGCUGCGUCUGCAAUAUAUUUGGAACAGAUUCAUUAGAAUCCCUACACCAGCAUCUUCAGAUGGAUCGCACCAAACAACAUGAAAAUGACAAUAUUUCUGUAUCUGGUGGGACGUACAUGUGUAAUCUAUGCCAGUAUAAAACAACACUAAAGGCGAACUUCCAGCUUCACUGUAAAACAGACAAACAUAUACAACGGCUACAGCUAGUCAAUCACAUAAAAGAAGGCGGGGCUAACAAUGAAUGGCGUCUGAAAUAUCUAAAUGUGAGCAAUCCUGUGCAAGUCCGUUGUAACGCAUGUGACUAUUACACAAAUAGCAUACACAAACUUCAAAUCCAUACAGGAAAUCCACGUCAUGAGGCCAGCGCUCAGUUAUUUUGCCAUCUGCAACAGCAGGAGAACAUGCUUUCAAAGCCCGACAAAUAUUAUCACUGUGCUUUGUGCAAGUUCAACGCCCGAUCGAAACUCGGACUGAUGCAGCACGUACAUUCUGUGCAACACUUACACAGUGAAAGUAUGAAGCAGAUUGAGAUGAAAGAAACUGGACAGUUAGAAAUAGAUAUUGGUGACAUCUUCAUGGUGAAAGAAACAGAGGACAAAGCUUCCGUGAAGUUUGAUGACGAAUCUUCGAUGACCUCAAAUGGUUUAGGUGAUGAAGAUGGAAGUUUGACUGAUCAGGAACCAAGCGACUCUCGUGAACGUGUGACCACACCUCUUUCCCCGUCACAUGCCAUCAAUAACAACAAUAAUACGAUAAAACAGACUGCGGAAGACCUCUCGCAAAAAGGUGAUGCUAAAAACCAGGACAAGUUACACGAAUGUCCAUAUUGCACGUACACCUCUACCAAUGAAAUGCACCUAAAAUCGCAUGUGUCAUCUGCACAUUCAAACAACCACACAAGCAGUGCGUGUCCUCUCUGCCAGGAACCGUUCUCCGAGAAAUCCAAAAUACAAAAACACCUCACAGCCGUACAUAAUGUAAAUUCGGAGGGACUUAACAAAUUACUUGCCCUCGUAGAAGAACCGAAAUCCAAAAUGCCACCUACAACAUUCAGGGAAACGCCACUUCCGACAGGAAACAUCGGUCUCGCAAAGAUGUGCGAGGUGAAUCUAGAAUACCUGGAGCUGGAGUCAGCCAAAUUAGCUGCUGAAGAUGCAAUAGACAUGGCUGCACAGAACGAUAAAGAUGGCGAUGAACAGUUCCGCUGUCAGACGUGUUCCAAAACAUUCACAAACAUUGACCAGCUUUAUUCCCACCAAAAUGAGCUCGGCCAUCUUGAAUUGAAGCAGACGCCACGUGGUCCCGGCUACCUCUGUUGGAAGAAAGGCUGUAACCAGUAUUUCAAAACUGCUCAAGCAUUACAAAUGCAUUUCCGCGAAAUCCAUGCGAAAGCUAUACCUAUGACAUCAUCUGAUAAAUCGGAGUAUAAAUUUCAGUGCCAAAUAUGUACAUUAGCCUUCAAAUCUCAGUCAAAGCUUCAUUUUCACGCUCAAAUGCACAUUUUAAAGUCUGCAGUUACCUGCAACCUGUGCACAAAAUCUUUCCAGUCAAUUGCAUUGCUCAGUAAACAUGUGGAAACUGCUCAUGACCUUGGGGACAGUGAAAUAGAACAGUACCGAGCGGAGAUUUACGCAAAUACACUGGCCUUUGCUACGUUCAUGGGUGACCCUAAACUUGCCAAAGUAUUCAGCCUGUCAGAUUUGCCAAAAGAAAACUUCAAACAUACAGAUAUAAGUUCACAUUCCGAACUCGAUGGAAAGAAUCUCCUGGACUUGUCAGAGAAUGGUGGGAUUGACUCUGAUGAUAAUUCGCCAGCUUCUACUCCUGUUUCCAUGGAGAAUGGUUUGGAAAAAGGUAUUAACUUUGAUGAACUUGGUGAGAAUGAUCUCAACUCUAAAGAGCAACAGUUUUUUGAGGACCAUAUCAACAGUAAAGCUUUUGAAGAAAACUCAUACGAAGAUCCCAACCGGAAGUAUAAAUGUCAUCGUUGCCGUGUAGCUUUCACAAAGCAAAUCUAUCUGACUGCACAUAAUAAAACGCCGAUGCAUAAGAAAGGCUUCAAGUUAAAUUACCCAAUGGAAAAGUUCUUGGACCCAAAUCGUCCAUACAAAUGUGAGAUUUGUAAAGAGUCUUUUACUCAAAAGAACAUCUUAUUGGUUCAUUAUAACUCAGUUUCUCAUCUUCACAAAGUAAAACAGCAGGGAGCAGAUGGUCUGUUACCAAUGACAACUGGAAAUAUUUCUCCUCAGACCUCAACUCCACUGACACAGUCUACUCAUUCACCAGCUACUACCUUGUCAUCACCAUCACCAUCUGCUACAUCAUCUGCUUCAGGGAUACCAGAAAAGUUGUCUGCAAAGAAAUCCAGGGAGUCAUCGCCGGAUGAUGAAAGUCAAAGACCUUACAGGUGUAAUAUAUGUAAAGUCUCGUACAGUCAGGGAUCUACACUGGACAUUCAUAUUAGAUCUGUUGCUCAUCAAACUAGAGCAUCCAAACUACACGAAUUAGCCAUGACAGGGGAAGUUGACCUUUCCCGACCUCUGAUUGAGGAACCCAUCGAUAAAUCACUCCAAGCUCAGCAACAGAAGUUUUUGAAUGAUUUUUUGAAGACAUCUAUGCCUCCAUUGUCACAGCAGUCUCUUCUGUUCCAGGGACUUCCAGGCCUGACAAGUUUCCCAGGAUUCCCUGGUUUACCAUCAAUGCCAGGACUGCCAUUGCUAGCAACUGGACUGCCUCCAUUGUUACCUCUAUCUCUACAAAAUCAAGUGUUCCCGACAUCUCUACCCAGCAUUACCUCUAGUCAUUAUUCUCAGUCUGGGUCCAAAGAAAAGUCAUCAUCAUCUGCUUCAUUAUCAGCAACAUCCUCAUCAGACAGUAAGCUAUCAUCAAGUAAAUCUCUGGAAAAGAUCUCUCCUCAGUCAGUAUCAACUCAAUCACAGAAUGGUGGAAAUUCAGCAAAAGAAUCCUCAGCUGCAAUUAGUGCAGCUGUUGCAAUGGCAACAGCUUCUGCUCAGUCCCAGGGAAUAUCAGGAAAUAUCCAUGUAUGCCAGAGAUGCUCAGCUGUUUUUGCAAAUCAAGAUUCCUACUUACAGCAUCAGGCUUUGUGCUCAGGAAGUUGCAGUUCACCUAUUCCAAGUCCAGCAUCUGGCAAUAAAUCCAGAUUUGUUGGUCGUAUCAAAACAGCUGUUCAGAGAAAUCUCCUGGAAAACUUUGGAUUUGAAUGUGUAAUGCAGUUCAAUGAAUUCAACCAAAGAAGAGUUAAGAAAGAAAAGGAAGAAGAGGUAAAAGAAAAAGAAAACGGCAUAGACAAUCCAAAGGCUGAAGAAUCUGCAGAUAAAAACAGUAAUGAUAAUCCAGAUGAAAAACCCUCAAAUGUAGAGUCUUUAGAUGAAAAAGUAGUUGUAAAAGAGGAACCCAAGCGUGUUGAUUUGCCAGAAAUGAAUAAGAGCCAAUGUAAUCAUUGCAGUAAACAGUUUUCUAGUGUAUGGGUAUUGAAAGCCCAUGAAGAAGAAGUCCAUAAGGAAAUUGUUCCCUUGGAGAUUGUAGAAGAAAUUGGAGACCAAUUUAAAACUGAUUUUGAGAAGAAGAUGCCCAAAGAGUUACCUGUUACUGAAUUGCCAACUCCUUUGCCAGUCUCCACACCUAAUUCACAGGUUGCAGAAGAGAAACCAAUCAAAUCUGAGAUGCCACCACCUCCUCCUCCACCACCAGCACAGAUGCAGCUGGACAUGUUGCAAAUGAUGAACAUGUUCAGUAUGGGUAUGAUGCCUAUGCCAAUGCCACUGUUAAUGAACACACAGCCAUCACUCAUGCCAAUGAUGAUGCCACCGCCAGGCUUAGAUAUGAAACCUCCACCAUCAAUGCCUGGUAUGGAUCCUGGUUUAUCAUCAGGUAAUUUAGCUGCUUCACAGAAACGUCAGCUAGAACAAGCUUCAAUGGCCAAUCAAAAGAGAGCAAGAACUCGUAUCAACGAUGAGCAGUUGAAGGUAUUGAGGGGUUACUUUGAUAUCAAUAACUCUCCAGCAGAAGAACAAAUUCAAGCAAUGUCUGAGCAGACAGGACUGCCUAUGAAGGUGAUUAAACACUGGUUUAGAAAUACAUUGUUCAAAGAACGACAAAGAAACAAGGACUCACCAUAUAAUUUCAAUAACCCACCAUCAACUACUCUGGACCUAGAAGAAUAUGAAAAGACAGGAAAACUGACAAUCAUUGAAGACAGUAGCCCACCAUUGUCAAAAAGCCCAAGUCCUGCUCCUAAACUGGAGUCUGAAAUUAAAAAGGAAGCUGUAGAAAAAUUUGAAGAGUUGCACAAAGAAGCGGUUGCAUCAGCCACAAAAAGUCAAGCUCCUAAGGACUUUAUUCCUCAUACAACUCCAGUAAGAUCUCAGGUACCAGAAAUUAAGCCAAAACCAACAUCUGAUGAAAAGUACAGGGAGCCUAAGCUUCCUACUAUUCAGACACCCUUACCGACAAGAAGUGAGACUCCAUCUGCAUUGUCAGCCACAUCCACACCCGUACCUCCAACAACAAUGUCACCACUUUUGACAUCACCAGGUGGCAGUAAUAGCUUCAUGCAAAACUUUGUUUCCAAUCUCCCAGGUAUGAGCACACCCACUUCACAAAAUUACCCACCUACAUCUACUACGCCAAACUCUCUGACACAUUAUGACAGCCACAACUAUUCCCCACCUGGAAGUGGGUCGACAGGCAGACGGGCUAAUAGAACACGAUUUACUGACUAUCAGAUUAAAUGUCUUCAGGAGUAUUUUGAACAGAAUGCAUACCCCAAAGAUGAUGAACUUGAACACUUGUCAAAAAUGCUCGGACUGAGCCCAAGAGUCAUUGUAGUGUGGUUCCAGAAUGCUCGUCAGAAGGCCAGAAAAAUAUAUGAGAACCAGCCUGCAGACAAUAUGAAAGACAUGUCUGGCAAUUCACCAUAUGCGCGAACAACAGGAUUAAACUACCAAUGUAAGAAAUGCCAAGCAGUCUUCCAGCGUUACUAUGAUCUGAUACGCCAUCAAAAGAGAAGCUGUUUUACUGAGGCUGAAAAGCAAGAUUCACAUUUUCUCUCAGAUGAUAGUGAUUCCAUGUCAAAUGUUACUUCUCUUGACAACACAGCAUUCUCAGAUUCUGAAUCAGAAUGUUCAAAUCUUGGACGCUCAAUGAAAGAGGUCAACAGUUCAGGGAGCAGUGAGGGUAAAAAGUAUCAGUGUGAAAAAUGUGACCAGUCUUUCAAUCAUUUUGACCAGUAUAGAGAACAUCAAAGUAUCCAUAACUUAGCCUCGGGUAUGUUCAUGAAUAUGCCAACAGGAGGUGCAUUUGGUAUGCUCCAAAGCAUGGCAAACUCUCAGCACCACAAUUUACCUGAUCAGUCUCCAAACAAGAGAAAGUAUGAGGAAGAAGAUGAUGACCAAGAUCAGCCUCGAGACAAGAGACUACGCACUACCAUUCUACCAGAACAACUUGAUUAUCUUUACCAGAAGUAUCAAGUGGAUUGUAAUCCAAGUCGUAAACAGCUUGAAGCCAUCUCAAAGGAUGUGGGUUUAAAGAAACGAGUGGUUCAAGUGUGGUUUCAGAACACAAGGGCGCGUGAGCGUAAGGGUCAGUAUAGAGCACAUCAGCAGUUAAUUCACAAAAGGUGUCCAGUCUGCAGAGCAUUAUUCCGAGCUAAAUCAGCAUUAGAAUCUCAUUUGGCUACCAAACAUCCAGAUGAAAUGGCAAAAGGCGAGAUAAAUAUUGACGCAAUUCCUGAUGCAGCAAUAGAAAGUCCUGGACCAUCCUCUUCAAAUCUCAUGCCUCCAUCACCAGACUACAACAAACUUCUUGCUCCACCAGCAAUGCAAGGCCUACUACCAUACAUGCCACCGGCAAGUCUUGGGGGAAUACCAGGUUUCCCACCAAUGGCUGACCCAAUUCAGAUGUCAAUGAAACAGUUUUAUGAAGAUUCAUUUAAGAAGUAUAUAAAUGAGCUAAGCUCUACAAGUCAUGCUUCUCACAAGCCAAGUAACUUUCCACAUGAAUUUACCUCAACUCCGAUGAAGACGGAAACACAAGUUUCCAGCAUGGAAGAUGAUGCACCUCUUGACCUCAGUAAACCACUGAAAGUAACGACGCAUUCCGAGGAGAAACAUAAAGAUGGACCCACUUCACAGUCUAGUUUUAGUAGUGGGCAAAGUAGCAGUGGUGGACAGGGCGAAAGAAGUCGCCAGAACAGUGGUCAUGGUUCAGUUCAUAGUGUUCUUGGAUCCGCAGUUGACCAGGCCUACAUGAUGAACAGGUUUAAGCGUGAUAGUGCCAUGCAUACUCCAGAUCUUGAGGAAGAAUCAUCGAACAUGAGCAGUAACCCAGCCUCACCAGGACAUACAUCAUCAAUGGGUAGCGGAGGUAACAAACGAUAUAGGACUCAAAUGACUAGUCUGCAGGUCAGAAUCAUGAAAAACAUAUUUAUUGAUUACAAAACACCGACAAUGGCUGAAUGUGAGAUGUUAGGAAGAGUUAUUGGUCUGCAGAAAAGGGUUGUGCAGGUAUGGUUUCAAAAUGCAAGAGCUAAAGAAAAGAAGGCAAAACUUAACAUGAAAUACCCGGCAUCCGAGUUAGACUUUCCCAAGCCUCCAGAAGAGUGUACGCUUUGUAACUUCAAGUAUUCACAUAAGUAUACAAUCCAAGACCACAUCUUUACCAAGAAACAUAUAGACAAAGUUCGUGAGUUUAUCCAAUCUCAGACAGAUGCGGAACGCGAGAUGUCCACAACAGCGGCGUCGAUGGCAGGUGUUUCUGGUCUUUUGCGGUCACAGCAAGCCAAUGAUGUGGAUCACAUGCGUAAGCUGAUGGAGGAGGCAAACCACCAGAGUCAGAUGGCUCAGCUUCAGUCAAUGGGGCUCCCGCUUGGCCUGCCACCUAGUGCUAUGACAGGUAUGGGAUUGUUGCCACCAGAAUUGUUACACAGUCUUCAAAAAGACAGCUCUUCAGGAAAGGAGAGGAAAGAGGGUGACAGCAAAUCAGAGGGCUCUUCAAGAAAAGAGAGUAGCAAAGGUGGGUCAGGGUCAUCUGAGGGUCAAUUUGGCCCAUUUGGUGGUCUCUUACCGGGCAUGGACCCAGGAAUGUUGCCCUACAUGUACCCAGGUCUUCCUGGGCUUCUACCGGGCAUGCCCCCUCUAGGACAACCCGGAUUUAUGCCAGGAACAGAGCAUCUUCUUGGCUAUGACCCCAUGACCUACGGAACUCCACUUCCUCUACUACAAAUCCCUCAGCAAGCCAUCAAGGACGUGAGUUCAAAACUCAUGGAUCCGAAAGCCACGAUUGGUCAGUAUACACAAGACUGUAAAUCUAUCUCCAGCUUGAAAUCCCUCGUCAGUGGGUCAGAUUAUAACUGUGUAAGGGAGGCAACUGUUGAUGUUGGUUAUAUUUGUAAAAAAUGUCAGAUGGUCUACCCUGCUAAGGAAGCAUGCGUGGCCCAUCAGAGGUUAAUGUGCUUUCCUGGAGGGAAGAUUCCCGAGAGCGUAAAUAUUACAUUAAAGUUAGAACAAAUACAGUACGAGUGUAAACUCUGUUCCGACAAAAUGUCUACAGUUCAGGAGUUUAAAUCGCAUUGUGACAGCGAGUCACACAAAACGAAACUGGCAGUGUAUCAACAACAGCGGCAAUUGGGUGGCCAAACUGUAAAGACAUCAACUUAUUCCCCUCGGCAAAGCAGUAGCUCGUUGGAUUCGGAAAGAGCAUCAGUGACUGAGAACAGUCGUAAAGAAAAUGAAUGAUCAGAAAAUGAAAAUAAAGGCAGAUGUGACUAUAAUUUAAAAAAUGGGAGGUGUUAAAUUUUUGCUUCAUUUAUAAAUGUUCUUCGAACAGAUACUGUUUAUUUGUAUAUAAGUAUAUAAUGUUAAAUGUAAUGUCAUUAUACAUAAACCCAUAGCAUGAGGACCAUAACUGUAGUGAAUAUUAGUGGUCCAAAAUAUUGUAUCACACAUAGCUGUUAGUGUGAAAAAGGGUAGACAAAAUGUGUGAAGAUUAUAUGAAAAUAUAAUAUGUAUGUGCAAGAAAAAGUAUACAAAAUGUAUGUAAAUUUUUUUAUACAUACUAAUUUGCUGAAACUAUUGAAAUCCAUACAGCGAAAUUGACAGCAAAUUAUAUAUGCUGUAAAAACUAUGAUAUUCAGUAUUUAAAGAAUUUUUUUUUGUUCUUGUAACGAAAAAAGAAAAGAAAACAAAGGGGAGGUUUAUCUUUCAUUGAUGACUGCAUAUAAAGGGAUGAAUAUGUUAAAAAUAUUUUAUGUUAAAUUGUCGAGUAAUUUUUUUUUUUUAUUUGUAAUAAGUGCUAUAGCUAUAGUAAUUGAUAAUGUUUAUAUCAGAUAGGUACAAACAUUUUAUGUAAUCUUUACUAACUAAGAUGUAUAUUUCAUAUAAAUAUAGAGUCGAUUUCCAUAUGAUGUUUAAUUUGUGUUCGUAAAAAGAAAAUAUCGAAAUUCCAAACCUUUUAAAGUAUGGAAUUCCAAGCAUUUUGUUUAUAAAAAUGAUAAAUAUCACAUGUUUAUUUUUCUUUCAUUUGAUUGUGUUUUUUUUUUCUUUUUCUACAAAUUUUAGAUAAAGAAAUUAAAAAAAGGAGCUAUUGUACAAGUUGAUAAUAUGUAUAUAUUGUUCUGACAGUUUUGUUUCAUGUAAAAUUAAUUUGUUAUUCAUUUUUCAUAUAUAACUAUAUAUAGCAUUAUAACUGUUACUGUUAUUGGACAUACGUCAUGUUCAGGGUGACUGAACGAUGGACAUUGUGCUGAAAUGUACAAAUACUACAUUUUUGUUUUUUUUCCAAAGCAUUUCAACGUUAUGUGAUGUACAUUGUUCUUAAAAGUAUUUUUCACCUGUCAGCAAACAAGUGUGAGUGACGGAAGGAAGUUGAUGAAAUAGACGCUUAUUUUAGUGCAAUGACAUCAUGUAACUUUCAUCUAUUUUUAGCAUUUCUAUUUUUAGCAUUUCUGUUUUUGGCAUUUGUUAGACCAAUUACACUUACACAGCAUUCAAUUACACAUAUGUAUAUAGUUCUAGAUAGAUUUAUUUUUGUUACGCUUGAAUUUACCAAAUGUAAUUUGGUAUGUGAUCAUUGCAAUUUUUGACAUUAGUUUAACUAAAUUUGGUACAUUGUUUUUUUCCCCCCUUAUUUUUUUUUGUUAGUGAACUUUUUUGUAAACGUUACACAGGGAUCUGUAAAGAAAAUUUGGCAUUAUUUUCACAUGUUGUACACUGUCACUUUUUGACAAUUCUUUGAUAUUUGUAUUCAUUAUGGUUGAUUUAUAUAAACUUUUAGAACUGUUGAUGUUUUUUUUUUCAAAAGGCUUUAAUAUUCCUACUUUAUUUCAAUGGUUGUUUUUUUUUUCUUAAUGAUUUCUUUUAACUAAAUAUUACAGAUUCUAGAUCUAUUAAAUAUGGUGCAAGUAUUUGUUUUGUGCCAAUUCCCGACCAAAAAAGUUGUGGAAAGAAAUCCAAAAAAUUGUUCAAAUACCUCAUUUUAUCAAUUCUGUGACAUUGAAAAUGUGUGAUUUUCAAUUUUGAAAUAGUGUAUGUUUAAUAAUUGUGAACAGCCUAAUAGAAAUUACAUGUAUUAUAUUUAUAAAAGCAUAAGUACUUACAUAUAGCAUUGAGUCUUACUCAAAACUUUUUUGUAGUUGAAUUAAGAAAGCAUAGUUUUACUUCCUGUCAAAUAUUGAUUUAUUUUAUAAAUAAAUAGAAAAAAUUGCAGAUUAUGUUUUUUAUUUAUUUUUUACCUAUCGAGUUGUCCACACUUAUAUACAGUUUAUUUUUACACAAAUUUUGUGAUGAAAAUCACUUGGUAAAAAGGUUGUGUUUGGUUUAUCACAGUACAACAGGUUUUAAGCAGAUGUUAUUGAAGUUUAAACUGAAUUUACAUAUUUUUACUUCUAAUAAAUUUCAACAUUUAUGUGAUGGUAAGAAGAUACAUGGAUUUAGUACCCAGUAUUUUUUUUUCAUUUGAAUAACUCAUCAGUUACGUUGUCUUUAAGGUCAUUGUUGCCGAGGGUAACUUGGUAUUGACCCGUAAUCUCUCCUGUUUCAUUUCCUCUCAAAUUUCUUUUUUUUUGAUUUCAUGAAAAUGACAAAUGUUGGUUCAAGUGACAAUAUAAGAAAUUAGUUUUAUAUAUAUUGUUUUAGAUAGCCUCAAAGAGUUCUUUAUAGCUAUUAAUUGAAAAAACAUUAACAGACAAAACAAUUGCUUUUAUAUAUGUAUAUAUUUUAUUUCUUUUUUUUGAAAUGAUUUAUGAAACGUUAUUACCAUGAAAGCUAAUACUUUUGAGUAAGUCUGUAAAAAAUCCCCUUCUUUUAUUUCAUGAUGAAUAAACAAAAAUUUCAAGAGGAAAAAAAGAAGCAACAUGUGAUAAUAUGUGUUGUGAGAUGGAUGGGGUGGGGUUAGUUUUUGGACAUACCUGGAAGGAAAAAAUAGGAAAACUUUUUAUUUAUUAACAUAAAAAAAUUCUUUGAUUUAGUUGUUUAAGAUUUGUAACUUUUCUUUCUGUGUUUUUACGUGUUUUUUCUAAAAGAUUUAGUUUAAUUUCACUCUUUCAUUUCAAAUGGUGCUUUAUACUAGUUUCUGUUCAUUUUUUUUCUCUCUGAAAUACAUUUUAUGAUUUAUUUUUAGAAUAUGUUCUUUCUUUGCUCUAGUCCUUUACGUUCAUGAAGACAUAUUCUUGUUCAAAAAUUUGUUUUAGACAAAAGAAAAGAGUUUACAAAUUUGAUCUCUGUCAGAUGAAAAAGUGCCGCAGAAAUCUUAUUUUGCGGGAGACCUUUGUGUCUGAAGUAGGUCGGUUAACUUUGUAACGACCUUUUCAUAUAGUACAUGUAUAAAGAUUCCUGAACAAAUUUGAACUGCGUCAGAUGAAAAGGUUUCACGAGAAUUUUAUUUGAGGGAUGACCUUUUCAUGUGACGAGGGUCGGUUAAAUUUGUACCAACCUUGCAUUUAGUGUAGAAUAUAUAUUAAGACAACAUUAUGUUAUUUGUUUUAUAUAUAAUACAAUUUUAGUGAUCAUUCAGUAUUCAACCACAAACAUUCCUUGGUAUUGUACAUAUAUGUGCUAAUAUUACCCCAAAAAUAAACUUUUUAAAAGAAAACAUGGCUUUUGCUUUAAGUAGAUCUUCAAAACAAAAUAACUGAAUGUUUGUUUUGUUGCAAGUCGCAAAAGAAUCAAGUUAUUGACCCCUAUGUUGUUUUCAAAUGGAAAACAAUGUUGAAAAAUAAGUCUAUGGUCACAUGUGUAAAAAAAAUUCUGAAUAAAAUAAGGACAGUUUUGAUAGUUGCCAAUGACAAAAAAUUUAUGUACAGUAUGUGCUUUAUGUCUAUUUUCUUGGGGGGGGGGGGGGGGAAAUUUUUUUUUUUUCACUUUUUUUAUUUUUUAAAAAAAACUUUAAAAUGACAUUUUACUCGUUGAUAGUUGAAACUAUUCUGAAGUUUCUGAGACAGAAGGUUUUUUUUUUUUGUCUUCAUUUAAAUCAGUCAUUAUUUGUCUGGAGCUAAAAGUGAUGAUUGAAAUUAGUAAUAAGCAUUGCUAUAGUAAAUUAAAUUUCCGAAGGCGUCUAAGGAGUAAAAAAACAUCGAAAUGGAAGAUUUGGUUCCUAUUUAAGAAAGAAAAUGACUAAAUUUACAUAUAAAUUGUUUUCAUUAAUGAGUUUUAUUGAAAUUCUUUGCAAUUUCUUUGAAUAUAAUUAGUUCUUGUAAGACGUAAAGAGAUUUUACCGUCACGAUGAAUAUUAUGUUACAGCGGAGUAUGUAAUAUUGUCUAACAUGCAUAAUAAUUAUAUCUAAUUAAAAAACUGUGCAGAAACAAAACACAGACUAAUUUCAAUUUCAAUUGUUUGAAGAAUGUCGGGGAAAAAUAAAAAUAUGCGAAUAUUAUCUGAAGUCUCGCAUUAGUCGGAAUGUUUUGUACAUUAAUGAGAAAUCCAUUAGAAUAUAGCUUCAUAUAUCCGAAUUUUAAUUUUGAGAUGUAUAUUUUUUUUAGUUGGGGAAAUGAAUUUUAAUAAACGGCAUUUGUUUCCAUUUUUCUUUCCUCUUAGACAAUGAGAAUAUGCAAAAUAUUCACUUUUUUAGAUUUCUCGUGAAUGGAGUGAAAAUACAGAAAUCUUGACAAAUUUUUAUAUUAUACCGGUAUAAUUUGUAUCACAUAGACCAAAGAAUUGCCAAUUGAUUUAGCUAUACGCGGUCUUCCAGUAGAAUAAAUAUUUUGUGAGAUAUGCUACUGCUAAGCUAGUGCGGAAUAAAUGCUAUAUUUUUGUGACGAUUUUUUAGCAAGGUUUAGCUGUUUUAGCAAAUAGUUUAGCUGAAAUGAAAGUAAUUUUGAGUUUUCAGCGCAGCAUUGUUGCAUCUCAAUGUGCUAAAAGUACAGGUUGCGACAAAGUUACGCAGAAACCUGGAAAUAUUGUAAAUGAGCUAUGUUAACUUACCUGUAGAGUAGAUUUUAUAAUAAAAAACAAAUAUGUGCUUACAUUUCAACAUUAUUGUAUUGUGUAAUUGAAAUUAUGAAAAUAGAUUAUCAAAAAAAUUUGAUGUAUAUUGUAUGUUAAUGCAUUGAUAAAUGGAAAGUUUUACGGAUAUAACUAUUAUAUUAACCAGUAAUUCUAUGCCAAACAGGUAAUUUGAAAUAUUCUCCUCAUUAUGUUGGCUCCAUCUUAAUUAUUGGUAUUUGUUCUUUUCAAGGAAAUAAUAAUUAAAAGUCUUGCAGAAGUAUUUUCUUAAAAAUAAAAAAAUAAAAAUUUUGAUAAAACUGUGUAAUUGUCUCAGUGCACUAUUUUUGUGAUGUAUGAAAAACUUAAUGAUCUCUUACUUAUAUACAAACAGUAAAGAAAAUUUAUUUGUUUGUGAAUGUUAUUAUUCAUUUUUCUCAUGUAGCUGAAACUUGUCUUAAGUGACCAUGAUGUUAUUUGAUAUUUUGUUCAACAGCUGUAAUUGACUAUUCCAAAAAUUAAAUGUGACUGACUUGAAAUGUAAUGAUUUUAUUUGUUUACUGGAUAACAGAAUUAUAUGUUGUUCAAGUGGUCAUUGUCCUUUUGUGUUGUAUUCAAUUUUCCAAAGAAAAAAAGACAUUAUUAGAAUAAAAAAAAUGUGUGUUUAAUUAAAUGAUUUUUCACUUAUCGUUUCGAGAGGUGAAAAAAAACAUACAUAUAUAGUCUGGUGACAACAUAGUUGUUUUUGUCUGGUCUAGUGAUUAUGCUAUAUGUUAAAAAAAAAAUCUACACAUAUGUAGUUAUGCCAUGUGUAAAAACUUGAAUGAUUAUGCCAUGUGCAUAAAAAAAUGUGUUGUUUGCUUAAUGUCUGCUGUUUAAUUUCUUUUCAUCUAUAUAUACAUCAUAUACUUAACCCUUACACAAAGUUUUUGCCAACAGUAUAGAGCCAGGCCAGCAUAUAUAGAGACAGGUCAGCCCUAAAAGUUGAUUUUAAUCUGACCAGGCUCUAUACUGUUCAAAUUUUUGUUACAUCUUUAAAAUUAAGAAUGGAACGUUUCAAAACAAAACUUGAAAACAGAUUCAGUAAAUCUGGAUAUUCAGCAAGUAAAGGGUUAACCAAAAAAAGAAAAAUCCAAAUGAAGCAUAAUUUCAUUUUUUCUGGUUUUUUUUCCUUUUUGUAAUUUUUUUCCUUUUUGUAAUUUUUUUUGUCCGCAACACAAAAAAAAUCCAGCCAUUGUAAGCAUUUAUAAGAAAAUUUUAUUAAUCAUAAAAUUUAUAUGUUCUCUUUAUAUGUUAAAUUUUACUAUUAUAUAAAUGUACAUUAUUACUUGUUAUAUAUACAUGAUUUCGAGUCUAACAUGUUAUUUGUAAAGUUACUUUAAAAUGUUCAGUAGCCUCAAUUGCAUUUAUAUACAUAGUUACUGAUGAUAUGAUUAUAUAAUGUUUUAUUUGUACCAAUUUUUUUUUGGUACGCAUAAUUUUAGACUAUUUUCAAGGUAAAUGUAGUAGUCUGCUUUCGCAAAAAAAUGAAUAAAUCAUAUUUACCAUUA
Molecule: messenger RNA, 17081 nt
Organism: Ruditapes philippinarum (Manila clam)
Lineage: Eukaryota; Metazoa; Mollusca; Bivalvia; Venerida; Veneridae
Product: zinc finger homeobox protein 4-like
Exons: 10
Coding region: 384-10850 (3488 amino acids)
Biological process (GO): regulation of transcription by RNA polymerase II
Cellular component (GO): nucleus
Molecular function (GO): RNA polymerase II cis-regulatory region sequence-specific DNA binding; zinc ion binding; DNA-binding transcription factor activity, RNA polymerase II-specific
Source: RefSeq, a predicted model, not a curated record